This is a messenger RNA of Australozyma saopauloensis, 2847 nucleotides long. It is a transcript of the gene PWP2, whose product is annotated as snoRNA-binding rRNA-processing protein. The transcript has a single exon. The record is from RefSeq and is a predicted model, not a curated record. Gene Ontology annotation, biological process: ribosomal small subunit assembly; maturation of SSU-rRNA from tricistronic rRNA transcript (SSU-rRNA, 5.8S rRNA, LSU-rRNA). The coding region runs from base 1 to 2847 and encodes 948 amino acids. Gene Ontology annotation, cellular component: Pwp2p-containing subcomplex of 90S preribosome; small-subunit processome. Gene Ontology annotation, molecular function: protein binding. Lineage: Eukaryota; Fungi; Ascomycota; Pichiomycetes; Serinales; Metschnikowiaceae.
AUGCCUGCACACACACCCUCAUCUACCUCAUCGCUGUCUCCAUACUUUCAUUUCGACUCCACCAUGAAAUCCGACUUUAAACUCUCAAACUUGGUCGGCACUGUUUACCGAAAAGGCAAUGUGAUCUUCACGGCCGACGGUACAGGACUCUUGACUCCAGUGGGUAAUCGUGUGACCUACUUCGAUCUUAUCAACUCUAAAUCAUUCACUUUCACAUACCAACAUAGAAAGAACAUUGCUCGCAUUGCCCUCAACAAGCAGGGAACCCUUCUUCUAUCUGUGGAUGACGACGGACGUGCUAUUCUUGUGAAUUUUGUAUCGCGCGUUGUGUUGCACCACUUCAACUUCAAGGGUGUUGUGCAUGACUUACAAUUCUCCAGCGAUGGCCAUUACUUUGCAGUGGGUGUCGAUCGAUACGUUCAGAUUUGGAAGACACCCGAAUUUCUGGAAGAGCGCCAGUUUGCGCCGUUUGUGCGCCACCGGAACUACGCUGGCCAUUACGAUGAUGUGGUCAGUGUCACCUGGUCCAACGACUCUAGGUUCGUUAUUUCUACUUCUAAAGACAUGACUGCUCGCAUUUAUUCUGUUCAUACUGAGGAUAAGGAUGCCUCUAUGACACUCACGGGCCACCGUGACUACGUGGUCAGAGCAUUCUUCGAUAUCACCCAGAACAUUAUCUAUACUCUAAGUAAAGACGGUGCGUUGUUCCAUUGGGAGUAUGUCACCAAGGAGCCUGAGUCUGAGUCCGAAUCCGAGGAUGAAAAAAUGGAUGAGGAUAGCGAUAGCGACAGCGACUCAGCUGCGCCAAUCAAAAAGGCUGUCGCUGAGCCUCAGUCACAAUGGGCAAUUGCCGAGAAACACUAUCUUCAUUUGGAGAGCGUGCGUGUUGCAUGUGCUACUUUCCACGCUGCAUCUAAUCUUCUUGUCUUGGGUCUUACCACAGGAGAAUUCCGUCUAUACGAGCUUCCAUCCUUCAAUGUUCUUCAGCAGUUGACAAUGGGCCAGAAUGCCGUCGACACUGUAGCUGUCAACAACUCUGGUGAAUGGCUUGCCUUCGGAUCUGCUCAUUUGGGCCAAUUGGUUGUCUACGAAUGGCAGUCUGAGUCGUACAUUCUCAAACAACAGGGACAUUUCGAUUCUAUUAACGCCUUGUGCUAUUCCCCUGACGGCUCCCGUGCUGUCACUGCCUCUGAUGACGGUAAGAUUAAGGUCUGGGACCUCCACUCUGGCUUCUGUCUUUUUACAUUUUCUGAGCACACAGCUGCUGUCACAGCUAUAGAGUUCGCCAAAAAGGGCCAGGUUCUUUUCUCUGCAUCUCAAGACGGUACUGUGAGAGCCUGGGAUUUGAUUCGUUUCAGAAACUUCCGUACAUUCACUGCUCCACAUCGUGUGCAAUUUAGCUGCAUGGCUGUUGAUCCAUCUGGUGAAGUUGUUGUUGCUGGCACUCAUGAUGAAUUCGAAAUUUAUGUGUGGUCUGUGCAAACAGGUGCUCUUCUUGAUUCCCUUGCUGGUCACGAGGGCCCGAUUUCUUGUUUGCAGUUUGGCCACGAGAAUUCUGUUCUCGUGUCUAGUUCCUGGGACAAGACUAUUCGUGUCUGGAACAUUUUCAGUCGUUCUCAACAGGUUGAGCCUAUUGAGGUCGAACAUGAUGUUCUUGCUAUCGCAGUUCGCCCUGAUUCUCAAGAGGUGGCUGUUAGUACUUUAAACGGAAACAUUGUGUUCUAUGAUGUCGAGGAUGCUAAACAGACUCACAACCUAGACAUCAGAAAGGACGUCUUCAGUGGCAGACAUUUAGAUGACAGGUUCGAGCUGAAAAACAAUGCUCGUGCCAAAUCUUUCACAACUAUCUCCUAUUCAUUUGAUGGUCUUAGUCUCAUCGCUGGUGGUAACAACAACAGUAUAUGUCUAUACGACAUUGCCGAUGAGGUUCUACUUAAGAGGUUCGUUGUCAGUGAAAAUAUGACUCUUGAAGGUACAUUGACUAUGUUGAACAGUUCCAAAAUCACAGAUGCCGGUAUUUCCAUUGAUGCUAUAGACACGCAAGGUGAGCACGUUGAUCUCGAGAAGAGAAUAGACACUUCUUUGCCUGGCUCCACCAGAGGUGAUCCAAGUGCACGUAGUGUGCGCCCUCAAGUUCGUGUGACGUCCGUCCGCUUUUCGCCCACUUCAUCAGCUUUCGCUGCCGCCACUACUGAGGGUCUUUUGGUGUAUUCCACAGACACAGAAGUCAUUUUUGAUCCUUUCGAUCUUGAUCUUGAUGUCACUCCUCAAGGCGUUCUUGAAAGCAUCACGGAAAAGAACUGGGUUGUCGCAUUAGUCAUGGCCUUCCGUUUGAACGAGCAAAACUUGCUUGAUAGAGUGGUUGAGAAUGUUCCUCUCAAAGAUGUCAAACUUGUGUGUACUGAUUUGCCAUCAGUAUAUGUCAACAGACUUUUGGAGUACUUGGGUGAGAAGGUGAACAGGGCACAGGGCAGUCAACACAUUGAAUUCAACUUGACGUGGGUCAAGGCCACUCUCGAGAGUCAUGGUAGAUACAUUACGCUGCACAAGUACGAGUGCCAGCCUGCUAUUCGCAUGAUUCAGAGAUUCUUGGCUCGCGUAGCGAAGGACAUAGUUUCCGUCAGCAAGAAGAGCGGGUACUUGAGUGAGUACUUGCUCAAUGCAAAAAACGAGACGGCUAAUGAAGAUCAAGAGGAGGCCUUUGAAGGCUUCAGUGGAAGUGACGAUGACAACGAAGACGACAUGGAAGAAGACGUUGAUGAAGAUGACGAAGGUGAGUGGGAGGGUGGCCAGCCAAAGGGCAUGUCGGACCGCUUCACUCCCGAUUCAGAUGUUGAGGAAGAUUAG